This is a messenger RNA of Schistocerca gregaria, 6377 nucleotides long. Its product is annotated as lipase 3-like. The record is from RefSeq and is a predicted model, not a curated record. Gene Ontology annotation, molecular function: hydrolase activity, acting on ester bonds. Gene Ontology annotation, biological process: lipid metabolic process. NCBI's taxonomy places the organism in Eukaryota, Metazoa, Arthropoda, Insecta, Orthoptera, Acrididae. The transcript is spliced from 8 exons. Bases 80 to 1306 code for a protein of 408 amino acids.
GCGCUCCCGGGCGCUCUCAGUCGGGCUGCGACGGCGACCCGGUGAGCACGCUUUCAGUCCCGCCGUCCCAGCCGCUGCAAUGGCCGCCACCGCCCUCUUCCUGCUGCUGCUGGCCACCGCACACCUCACCCUCUGCGCCGCCGUUGCCACCGACGACUACAACCCGGACGUCGAUCUGUCCACCCCGGGCAUAAUCCGCCGCCACGGCUACCCGGCCGAGGCGCACACCGUGCUGACGGGAGACGGCUACCUGCUGACGAUGCACCGCAUCCCGCGGCCGCAGCCGCAGGGCGCCUGCCGCAUCCUGCCCGUUGUGCUGCAGCACGGCCUGCUCGGCAGCUCCACUGAUUGGGUCUUCCUCGGGCCCCGCAACGGUCUAGCUUAUCGGCUGUAUGAGGCUGGAUACGACGUCUGGAUGGGGAACUCCCGAGGCAACACUUACUCUCGCGCCCACUCCAACAUGUCCAUCCACGACUCUCGCUUCUGGGACUUCAGCUGGCACGAGAUGGGCGUGUACGACGUACCUGCCGUGAUCGGGCACGUGCUGCGCGAGACGGGCUGCCCGCAGCUGUUCUACGUGGGCCACUCCAUGGGCACCACCAUGUUCUACGUGAUGGGCUCGGAGCGCCCCGACUACAAUGACAAGGUGCGGGCCAUGUUCAGUCUGGCGCCCGUCGCCUACAUGAGCCGGGUCAAGAGCCCCAUCCGCUACUUCGCGCCGGCCGCCAGCGACCUCACGUUCUUUAUGCAUCUCUUCGGGCAUGACGAGUUUCUACCACAAAGCAAAGCCCUUCGAUUCCUCGCAAAGGUCGCCUGUGAGUUGACGACCGUCGAAGAACAUGUGUGUGAAAAUGCCAUGUUCACUCUGGUCGGAUUCGACGAAAAACAGUUCAACAUGACCAUGCUGCCUGUGCUGCUGAGCCACAGCCCAUCAGGUUCCUCCACAAAGACUCUAGCUCACUACGCACAGGAGAUCAAUUCAGGCAAGUUUCGGAAGUACGAUUAUGGAAAAACAGGUAAUAUGGAACGUUAUGGAACUCCUGAGCCACCAGCUUACAACAUUUCCAACAUCCGUGCACCCAUUUCACUUCACUUUGCUAGCAAUGAUUGGCUUGCCAACAUACAGGACGUUGAAGAAUUCUCACUGAAGCUGCCCAAUGUGGUAUUCAGCGAGCUGGUGCCGCUGCUGUCUUUCAACCACCUGGACUUCCUGCUGGCCAAGGACGUUCCGUACCUCGUCUACGACAGGGUUGAGCAGCUGAUGGACAAGCUGCAGCAGGACGAGUGGGACCUGGACGACAUCUAAUCGUCGAGCAGCCUGCACCUCUCUGGGGACGGGCUGCCGCCUGUUAUCUGCUCGCAGUGGCUGCGGAAUACAGCAGGCGCCUGUAGACGCCUCGGCUGGUCAAGACAAGCGGCAGCCAGGAACACUGCACUCCCAAAAUUCUGUAUCAGAUGGAGCAAACGACUGCUUCGAAUCAUGUAUUUAUCACAACACAAAUUGAUACGUAAAAAAGUACUUACCGCAAGAGCUCUUGUUCUCUGUAUUAUUACUGUUCCUCUCUAAGCAACGGCUUGAGGACUGAAUAAGUGUACAUUAGAUUCUUCAUUGCGCCGACAUUGUUAGACACUCUAAAAGAAAAACAAAAGACCCACCACGAAGGAAUUAUCCAAAUGGGACGGAAAUCGGUAGAUGUGAAGUAGCUGAACAGACAAACAAAAGAUUACAAUUUCAGAAAAAAGUUGGAUGAUUCAUUGAAGGGAGAGGGUUUCACAAAUUGAGCAAGUCAAUCCUGGCACUUACUCAAGCAGGUAUUGGCAUUGAUUGACAGGGAUGUUGGACGUCCUCCUGAGCGAUAUCGUGCCAAGUUCUGUCCAAUCGGCGCUUUGGAUCAUCAAAAUCCAGAGCUGGUUGGAGAGUCCUGCCUAUAACGCUCCAGGAGUUCUGUAUUGGGGGCACUCCCGGCGACCUUGCUCGCCAAGGCAGGGUCAAGCACGAAGAAACUAUCGCCGCGUUCGGGUGGGCGUUAUCUUGCUGAAAUGUAAGUCCAGGAUGGCUUGCCAUGAAGGAGAACAUAGUGUAGAAUAUCGUCGACGUACCACUGUGCUGUUAGGGUGCAACUGAUUACAACCAAAGAGAACCUGCUACGAAAAAUCGCACCCCAGACCAUCAUUCCUGGUCGAGCUGUAUGGUGGCCAACAGUCAUGUUGGUAUCCCACUCCUGUCCAGUGCAUCUCCAAAAACGUCGAAGCAGAACUGAAGACAAUUCUACUCCAUACAAUGUAAGCUUUCACGGCCGGUAUUAUCUUCACUUAAAACUUCCGGGCUGAUAGGCCGUGGUCGAAGUAUAAAUCUCUCCCCUGACGUUUCGUCUCCGACUGGGGGAGACAUCCUCGGAGGUAAAGCGGCGAACUGCGAAGAGAACUCGAGGAAGCGCUGAUUAUAUAUGCAGUACCGAGGGCGCCACUGUCGAUCACGUGGCGUCGGCUAUGAGAUUGUCUCUGGUAAUGCCAACAUUCCCGAUUGAAAGUAAUCGAUCGUCACGUUUGCGGAGCAACGCUGACAUCCAAUUUUAUCCAGUUUAACACCUUUUUUUAAGGUCGGAAAAAGAUGCAUGACACCCUUUGGCUACACCGGGAGUAUAUAAAAUUCCUUGUAUUUGUGGACAGGUUUACAUCUGUACCACAAACACAAGUGUGAACAUCCGUCUUGUUGAACAUAAGAGAAAUUGCCGCCUGUGUCAAGCGGAUAAAUCGGCCGUAGCAAACAUGUUUACCAGGAAGGUGAUCAUGAAAUAAAAUUCAGCGAGACGAGCGUCAUAUCAAAAACCUCGCAUUAUUAUGCACGCUUGUAUAUAGAGGCUAUCGAGAUUGAUGUCAUAUCAAAAACCUCGCAUUAUUAUGCACGCUUGUAUAUAGAGGCUAUCGAGAUUGAUAAACAUCAUAAUAAUUUUAACAGGAAAUACGAUGGUAUUAAACUGGAUAAAAUUGGAUGUCAGUGUUGCACCCCAAGCGUGACGAUCGAUUACUUUCAAUCGGGAAUGUUGGCAUUACCAGAGACAAUCUCAUAGCCGACGCCACGUGAUCGACUGUGGCGCCCUCUGCACUGCUUAUAUAAUCAGCGCUUCCUCGAGUUCUCUUCGCAGUUCACCGCUUUACCUCCGAGGAUGUCUCCCGCAGUCGGAGACGAAACGUCAGGGGAGAGAUUUAUACUUCGACCACAGCCUAUCAGCCCGGAAGUUUUAAGUGAAGAAUUCUACUCCAGUUAACGAUGUUUCAGGCCGACGACGUGUCUAAGGGUACGCCGAAGAGCAGUGGAAUACCAACAUGACUGUUGCCCGCCAUAAUGCCUGUCAACCAGAAGUGAUGAUCAGGGGUGCCAUGCCUGUACAUAGCAGAACCCCGUGGGUUGUCAUCCGCGGUAUUCUUACAGCACCGCGGUUCCUCGACGGUAUUCUACGUCCCGUUUUGUUGCCCUUCAUGGUAAGCCAUCCCGGGCUUACUUCUGAGCAAGAUGAACCCUGCUCAAGCACGGCGAGUGUUUAUACUGCAUUUCUUCGUGCUUGACAAACCCUACCCUGACCAGCCGGAUCUUUCAUUGAGAAAGUUUGGUGCAUUACGUCAGGACCUUCCAACCAAUUCGGGAUUUUGACGAUCUAACAUGCCAAUGUGACAGAAUGUCGCACAAUAUACCUCAGCAGGACACCCACCAACUCUGUCUUAUUGACAGAGCUGAAUAACUCUGCUGAAUAGCUGUUUGUGUAAGGGCCAGAUGUGGACCAUUGCCUUACCGACUUACACAAUUUAUGAAGUUCUUUUUCUUGAAUAAAUCAUCCAAUAUUUUUGAAAUUGUAACCAUUUCUUUGUCUGUACAUGUACUCACGUCUAUUGAUUUUCAUCCCUUUCGGAUAAUUCUUUGGAGGCGCGUCAUUUUUUUCUGUCCUAGAGUGUAACUAAUCUACCAAAAAUCUGCAGCCAUUGGUUGUGCACUACAUCCGAGUUAAAGAAGGAUCUACAUUAACACCUACAUGUUAAUAACAUUCCACUCUUGAACAGCACCUGAGAAAAAUGAACAUCUUAACCUCUCAUUUUAUACAAUGGUAAUUUUUGCAUCACAGGAGGGAGCUGGUGGUCGAAAUCCGCGAAAAGAUGUCGCCUUUGUUUUAGCUAUUGCUACCCGAACUCGCUUAUGGAAUACGUGACACUCUCUCCCCUAUUUCAUGAUAAUUCAAAACGAGCUGCCAGUCUUUGAUGAACUUUUUCAGCGUCUUUCGCCAGUCUUACCAUACAGAAACCGAUACCACUUGGCAGUGUUCCAGAAGAAGACGGACAUACGAAGUGUGGGUAGCCUCAUCAACAGAUUUAUGGCACCUUCCAAGGGUUCUGCCAAGCAAACAUUGCUUUCAAUUCGCUUUCGCCUUUUUCUACGUGACGGUUCCAGUUUACGCAUUUAGUUGAAUCGACAACAUUUAAAUCUGCGAUGAUUUCUAUAAAUCUCGAUAAGAAACAAUCAUCAGCAACUCAACGUUUCAGUCACAUUGUUGGGUUCCUCUUCAGGGGCCCCUCAUAAGGAUGAAGAUUCCUUAAGAAUAUCGCCUCAGUGGGAUCGUUUCAUCGACUCGCAGAAAAUAAACGUGGAAAAUGACGCGGUCUAAUAGCUCAGAAGAUUUUUAUGUUUAUUUAAAGCGACAAAGUGUUGUACUCGAGAAGUAUCGUUGUGACCCCAAACUACCUCCGUUCCAGUGAGGCUGCGCGGUCGUGAAAGGGCCAACUCGAUUAUUGCUGUUGAUUACGAGCAAUUGUUAAACUGCCGGUGAAACGACGGUUCGUGUUCACUUCUCAUAUAUUUUUCAAGAAAAACUAGUACCCAAUUAACAGCGUUACCCACGCAUUUCUCCGUCAGAACUACUUAAAGACAUCAAAUUGUCUGGAGUAGCACCACAAACAGGUUCUCUCUCACUUUGUCGUUGACGCUCUAAUCGAAACUAGCAACUCUGGCAUCAUUUCAAUUUCCCAUAUGCGAACGAGAAAUUUCAAAUCAAGUACAUAUUCCGCAAAAGAAGUUAAAAGGGUUAAACUUAGUUAUCAUGAGCAUUGUGAUAAUACGUAAACCUGUCUUAACAGUUUCCAGAAGUUAGCGACUUUUUUCCUCAAGAUUACAGCAUAGUUUUAUUGAAAGCUUCUGCAUUCCGAUAGACGCCUGCUAUCAUUCGAAAUCCGCUCAUAACCUGUUCUGCCUACGCGUUGUCUAUCUUCAGUUUUAAACCGCAGUGGCGCUGACAAAGCUCUGUUUUGCCCUUAUUGUUGUGAAUAUUCAAACAGUUUCAUGUGUAAUGGAGCUUAUCAGUUUUCAAACGCAGACGGACAUUUUUUUUCUUGUUAUGACGCUAUUCAGAAUUCUGAGCUGUCCGCUUCUUGGAUUUAAUACAAAAUGGUCACUUUGCGUUUCAUUCGUAAAUAAUAUGAUGCCUUAUGGCUCUCUGUUAUUACUUGAAACUUUUGUCUUUCUUUUUAAUACGAUAAAUACAUAAAUUAUUUGACCACUCGACAUUAGUAUUUUGCUCACAUUUAACGCACAUGUUUUAAACAGAAAAAAGUAAUUUUAAUAAGUUGUGAUGAGGACAGACAUUCAUCUUCCUUUUGCCCAAUAUCAUCAUAUCGGAAUACCAGCGAAAUUCCAGAGAUGUUGCCCUCCUGCAGUCAUUCCCUGCGUCAAAGAGUACAAAUAGAAAGAUCACUGCUCGUACAGCUCUCUACCGAAACCUAUUCCGUGAGUCUUUUAUUGAAUAAAUAUGUGACGAGAAGCAGGAGUUGUUUCACUUUCAUAGUUACAAAUCCAGUAGCACACCCAAUCUGUGUUGUAGUAUGUAUCGAACAACAAAAUGUUAUUCACCUGCAUGUAAAUCAAUGUGUCAUAAAGUUGGUGUUUCAGUAAAUAUAUGUUACAAAUGUAACAAUCUGUAACUCACUAUAUAAGAGGACGCAAUGUGUUACAUUUUCCCUACUCGUCCUAAUAUUUAUUUAGUAUUUUCAUAGUUCGUUACAUUUGCAUCCAUAUUCUAUCGUAAGUUAAAGGUAUUAUCUUUCUUCUCGGGAACGCUGAUUGUUGCUCAAUAAAACUGGAAGGCGUGAGAAUAUAUUCUGUCAGUUUAAUGCAGAAAUAGUGUUGUAUAAUUGACAAAGAAAAGAGUUGCGUGUUAAGAUGAGAAUCUCGUCGGUGUUACAUAAUUUAACUUUCAAAAUGAUUUCUUAUUUAAUCAUAAUGAAAAUUGUCCUGUUUCCUCUCUGUGUAUACAUUCAACGAAAUUCCUUUCGGAAAUUCUUGAUAUUUGAUGUUUGAUGUACUCAAAAUGUGUGAAAUAAAUGUUUGAUGUGUA